Messenger RNA from Styela clava, 2932 nucleotides. RefSeq names its product vacuolar protein sorting-associated protein 16 homolog. Gene Ontology annotation, cellular component: endosome; cytoplasm; HOPS complex. Gene Ontology annotation, biological process: intracellular protein transport; vacuole fusion, non-autophagic; endosomal transport. Gene Ontology annotation, molecular function: actin binding. Lineage: Eukaryota; Metazoa; Chordata; Ascidiacea; Stolidobranchia; Styelidae. The record is from RefSeq and is a predicted model, not a curated record.
GUAGUUAACCAUACCUAUCAGAUAGAUCAUCAUGAGUGAAACUGUGGAUUGGAGCCCUUUGGGCGAUGUUACUUAUCAAAAGAAAACCAUCUAUCCAUCUAUGAGAUGGAAUCAAAAUAUUGAUUUGUCAAAGAAUCUUGUGGCUAUUUCUCAAUGUGGAGGUCUGAUUGCUACAAUGAAAGAUGAGAACUUAACGGGCCAAGGUACUGGAAUAAAUCGCCCAAUUUUGAGUGUGUACAAUGCUGCAGGAGAGGGAAUUGGAAGUUGUCGUUGGAAUAGCGGACUGGUGAUUGGGCUGGCCUGGACAAACUUGGAAGAUUUGUUGUGUAUACAAGAUGAUGGAAGAGUCCUGAUUUACUCCAUGUUUUGUGAGUUCAUAAAGGUAAUUGAAAUGGGAGUGGAAUCUUGUGAAAGCAAAGUUCUGGAUUAUCGUACCUUCAUGAGUGGAUAUGGUACUGGUUUGGUUGUCCUCAAUGGAUUAUAUCGAUUUUAUCUUGUGAACAACAUUUAUGAUAUCAAACUGAAAAAACUAGCAGAUACACCUGGAUUGAGAACAGCUCCAAGCAGUUGGUGUGUUUUGGCAUCGGAACGAGACCCAAGAAUACUUGUUUCAAAUGAGAAUGAAAUAUAUUUGUUGAAAUGUGGAGGUGAAUGUUCCUUGCAGUUUCCCACAAGCAUGCAAUCGAAAGUUACAUCAUAUAUCGAAAUGGCAGCUUCUCUCAAUGGCAAGCAUGUUGUUUUAUACACCGAUGCAGGCAUAAUGUGGAUGGGUUCUUCUGAUUUUCAAGAAAAAUAUUGUGAGUUCAACACAAAUAAUAAUAGUCGACCAAGACAGCUUCUGUGGUGCUGUGAUUAUUCUUCAUCAAGAACUGUCAAUUCAGACAAAAAUGAAACUAUAAGUUCUGCAGUUGUCGUGUACUGGCCAAGACUUGUACUUCUUGUUGGAUUGAAAAAGGACUGGGUAAGAUUUGCUGUUGAUGAACCCCAGGAUGGUAUGCCUUCAAAUCACCUUCAAUUGGAUCUUGAUGGAGUUCACAUGUUGUCUUCCCAAAGACACGAGUUUUUACAGAGAGUGCAAACUGAAUCUGAGGGAAUAUUUAAAAUUGGAUCUAUGGCUUCUGGUGCAUUGCUUCAUGCUGCAGCGAAAGAAUUCAAAAAGGAGAGUCAAAAAGCAGAUGAAUACAUGAGGAUGCUGCUUGAAAAACAGGAACUGCAAUCUGCUAUUGAACAAUGCAUAUUAGCUGCCGAAUCAGAGUUUGAUUCAGAAUCUCAGAAAUCACUUUUGCGAUCAGCAUCUUUUGGCAAAGCAUUUUAUCCAGAUAUAAGAAUUACGGAGAUGUUUGUUGAUGUUACUCGUACUUUAAGAGUACUCAAUAACAUCAGAGAGGGAAGAACAGGGAUACUUCUCACUUCAAAACAACUUGAUUUUCUUACUGCUGGAACAGUUAUUGAUCGUCUCAUUGCAAGACGACAAUUUGCAGUGGCAUAUCACAUCUGCAAGUUUCUUCGUAUCCCAGAAAACCAGGGAUCAAGUCGUGUACUGGCACAUUGGGCCUGUUAUAAAGUGCAAAAAGCUGACAUGGAUGAUGAUACCACAGCAAGAGCUAUUAAAAAUAAAUUAAGAUCUGCAAAAGGUGUUUCUUAUGCCAGUAUUGCUGAAAAAGCUGUCAAAUGCAAAAAAAUGGAUUUGGCCGUAAAGCUUUUGGAAUAUGAGCAACGAGCUUCUGAGCAGGUAAGGCUUUUAAUUGCUCUUGGACAACAUGGACUAGCUUUAGAAAAAGCAGUGAUCAGUGGAAACACAGACUUAACAUAUGAAGUGAUUGGCCAUUUGAGAGAGCGUAGCAGUCUUUCUGAUUUUCUGAUGACUGUUCGUCAACACCCCACUGCUUAUCGACUAUAUCUGAAAUCAUGCAAAGACCAAAACCCAGAUAUGUUGAAGCAUCUUCAUGAGCAAGAAGACAACUUUUUAGAACUUGCUCAUUGUUAUGUAAGAGAAAGCUAUGGAACAUUCAGUCCAGAAGACAGAAUAGUAUCACUGCAAGAAGCACAUCAAAACUUUUUGAAAGCAAAAGAUGAGUUCGGAGCGAAAGCAUCAGAAGAUCAAUUGAAACUUAUAAGACAACAGACAUUGCUGGAAGAAGAAAGUGAGCAAUCGUAUGUUGAGACUUCAAUUCACGACACAUUGAACAAUCUCCUGUUGUCUGGGAAUGUCAAGAAAGCAGAUCAAUUGCGCAAAGAAUUCAAAGUUUCUGAUAAACGAUGGUGGAUUCUACGCAUUACUACUUUGGCACAGCUAGGCCAUUAUCAAGAAUUGGAAAGCUUUUCAAAGAGUAAAAAAUCACCAGUUGGAUAUUUGCCGUUUGUUGAAGCAUGUGCUAACUAUGGUGCAUAUCAUGAGAUUGGAAAAUACAUAGGAAAAGUGGCUCAGGAUCAACGUGUACUCGCACUCAUCAAAGCUGGCAAUAUAAAGCAAGCUGGUGAUCUUGCGAUGCAAACCAAAAAUACAAAUGACCUUGAUUUAGUCUUGAAAAGAUGUGGAGUAGAAAAUAGAGACACUGCAGAACGAGUGGUUGCAAUGUUAAAUCAACUACAAAGAUAGACUUGAAUAAAUAAGUUAAUAAAUAAUAAACUGUGCAAUAUUGAUUUGAAAAAUAGUAAAUGCUUUUUGCAAAUAUGUUCAAUGUCAUCAAUUUUAUAUUAUGGUUCUGUAUCAUAUGAAUGGAUGGUCAAACUUUUGAUUCACAGAAAGCUAAUUGAUUAAAAACUAUAUUCUUUAUGAUGAAAACACUGAGACUACUAUAAUAGCUAAUUAUUCUGAUUGAGUGGUUGAUAAUUUGUAUCUGUUCCAUUUUGUUGUGGGAUUCUCCAGAUAAAAAUAACUUACAAUUAUAUUUCAAUAAUUUCAUAUUUUCUUGUGCAUUCUAUAUGACAG